CAUCACCGCCCACCGGGUUUUCGGAGCUAGCAACAUUAUCAAGCUGUUGCAGGAACUUCCUGAGGCACAAAGAGCAGAUGCUGUGAACAGCAUGGUUUACGAAGCGAAUGCUCGACUAAGGGAUCCCAUCUACGGGUGCACGGGCAUGAUUUGCCAUCUACAGAGCCAAGUAAGCGAGCUGCAAGCGGAAGUAGCCAAGGCACAGGCAGAAAUAUUGAACAUGCAAUGCCAGAAUGCUAGUUUGAUUGACCUACUUUGCAAAGGGAUGGCCGGCACACAAAACGUUGAAGAGAACUUGAUAUAUGAUCACAACUCAACCAUCUUUUCUGAUGAACCCAAUGUGGGAGUUUCUUGGGAACAUCUUUGGACAUGAAGGAGCUAGCUACCUGCAAUAAUUAUUACAUGUAUAUCAUGGAGAAUUA
Sesamum indicum (sesame) is the source of this 422-nucleotide messenger RNA. The record is from RefSeq and is a predicted model, not a curated record. Lineage: Eukaryota; Viridiplantae; Streptophyta; Magnoliopsida; Lamiales; Pedaliaceae.